This is a messenger RNA of Gigantopelta aegis, 1569 nucleotides long. RefSeq lists its product as uncharacterized. Bases 1 to 1569 code for a protein of 522 amino acids. The record is from RefSeq and is a predicted model, not a curated record. The transcript has a single exon. NCBI's taxonomy places the organism in Eukaryota, Metazoa, Mollusca, Gastropoda, Neomphalida, Peltospiridae. Gene Ontology annotation, molecular function: nucleic acid binding. Gene Ontology annotation, biological process: DNA integration.
AUGUCAGCUGAUGUUGAAGACUGGAUCAAGAAUUGUGACAGAUGUUUAAGACGGAAGACCCCAACGAAUGCUCGAGCUCCUCUUGUAAGUAUUACCAGUACACAACCUUUGGAAUUGGUCUGUAUGGACUUUCUGACUUUGGAAACGUCCAAGGGAGGUUACCAACAUCUUCUCAUCAUAACGGAUCAUUUUACAAGAUAUGCUCAGGCAAUACCUACCCGUAACAUGACUGCAAGAACAACUGCUGAGGCUUUCUAUCAUCAUUUUGUGAUGCACUAUGGUAUUCCUCUUCGAAUACAUAGUGAUCAAGGUGCCAAUUUUGAAAGCAAAUUGUUAAAAGAGCUUUGUUUAAUUUUAGGAAUGGACAAGUCGAGGACCACAUCAUACCAUCCGAUGGGGAAUGGCAUGUGUGAGCGUUUCAACAGAACCUUGCUCAACAUGCUUGGUACUUUGAAUCCUAACCAGAAGAAGGACUGGAAGACUCAUGUAGCACCCCUAGUCCAUGCUUAUAAUUGCACUAGGCAUGAGUCGACUGGUUACUCGCCAUUUUUCCUCAUGUUUGGAAGAGAACCUCGAUUGCCGAUUGACCUUGCUUUUGGAAUUAACACCAAUCAACAACACCAUUCGUUGACGUCCUAUGCAACAGCUCUUCGUGAACGACUUCAGCAGUCAUAUGAACUUGCGACAGAAGCAUCUAAGAUUGCACAAGGACGACAGAAGGGAGGUUAUGACAUGAAGGUGAGAGGUGCAGUUGUACAGCCAGGUGACCGUGUUUUGGUGAAGAUCCUUGCGUUUGAUGGCAAACACAAGUUGGCUGAUCGAUGGGAAGAUGAUGUAUACCUUGUUCUUUCUCAGCCUAAUCAGGACAUUCCUGUAUUUGUUGUGAGAAAGGAGAAUGGUGAAGGAAGACGGCGAACUCUUCACAGGAACCAUCUUCUGCCAAUAGGAUCUUUGCCAGGUUCAAAUCAACCUAGACCUAAACCCAGAAAUAGAGUAGUUGCACAACCAGUUGCAACGCCAACUCGGGAUGAUGAUGAUGAUGAAUCUAUUGACUUAGAUUCCUCACAGGUGAUUGUUUUAGCAGCUCCUAAUGAUUUAGCAAUCAUUAGUGACCAGACUGCUGAGAUAUUUGAUUCUGACUCACAGGUUUCUGGUGACGAUCAGUUGUCUGCUGAGUCAGAGAGUGUUUCUUCCAGUGGUGACGACCACAUACUACAACACUCAGUUCACGAGGACGAUAGUACGGGAGAACGCUUGGAUGAAGAGGUCGAAGAUGGUCUAGACAUAGAAACAUCUAGAAUUGCUACAGCAUCUGAUGAUUCAGAUACGCCACCUCAGCCGGAGCCACCACCUCGUCCUACACCACGACCUAGACGAUCAACAAGAGACAGAAGACGACCCGAAUGGCAAACAUCUGGCGAGUAUGUCAUGAGUCAGAAUGUGCAGCGUCCAGACUGGCAGAAUAAAUGUAAACUUUUGGAACAACUUGCUAAAGUUGGAGUUUUCGAACACAUUAGUGAUGCCGUGUCUAGGGCAAUUGUCUCUAUUGUUGAUGAUAAUGAUAAAUGA